Messenger RNA from Paramuricea clavata, 703 nucleotides. The record is from the annotation of a GenBank genome assembly. NCBI's taxonomy places the organism in Eukaryota, Metazoa, Cnidaria, Anthozoa, Malacalcyonacea, Plexauridae.
AUGAAAGAAGUGAGCUAUAAGGACAGAGAUAGGUACGCGAAGGAGGAUGUAACUGUUACAGUUACUUGCAAACCAAAACAAGUUUAUCCCAGUUCAGCUACAAACUGGUUUAAUGACAUUUAUCGAAUUCGAUAUAUGUACCCAGAGAAACAUGAGCUAGAAACUGAAGUACACGAUGCAGCAAAAUCUGAUCCUAGUCACCCAGAAAAUAUCCAGUCAGCUACCGUCAAUAAACACACCUCAACAGAAGCAUCAGAGGUCGAACAACAGCUUCCAUUCAAAGAGAAAGAGUCUGAGGAUUAUCAUCUAGAUCUGUCAAAAGAAUGCCAGAUAUGUUUGUCAGUGAUAAGAGAUUCCCUAUUUCAGUUUGAAAUGAUGAACGUGGAAAGUGAUUUUAUCCGCUCUACAGAAAGGGGAGAUCACCGGAAAAGGGAAUUGUUACGUGUCAGUGUGUUACUGGAAAGAUUAAGGAAAUUCUUGCCAAUGGUUGCUGAGGCCGAAGACUGUAUGAAACAGAUGGAACAUUUAAUUAAUAGAAGUUCUUCAAAAAUUGAAAGGUGCUUGCACAUUUUCAAAAUGAACAGUUUUUAUAUUUUUAUGUAAUAUCACAUUUAGCUUACCUUUCUAUGAAUUAUAGAGUUUGACCCCCAAUAUUUUUGUUCAUUACAGAGAUUGUGGAGAAAGCAACUACUGUCAACGUUGA